AUGGACAGUGACAUCAGUCAGAAUGGCGAGUCGAAGGUGACUAUCCAAGACAAGGAGAACACACUACAUCUUACUACAGUCCCAACUUCGGUGACACUGUCGUCUGAGCAAUUUGAAAGACUUUAUUUGAGCCGCAUGACGGUUCAACAAUCGUCACUAGCCAAGAAGGUUGGCAAUCCGACGCCAUUAGCACUAGGAGCUUUUGUUAUUACCGCCAUUCCCCUUGCGUGCUCUUUGAUGUCCUGGGGAGGGGCUAGUGGAAAUGGAGUUGCCCUCAUCGGACCUAUUAUGUUCCUUGGUGGUCUUUUGUUGCUUAUCACAAGUAUUCUUGAGUGGAUAAUCGGAAACACAUUUCCCUGCGUCGUGUUUGGUACUAUUGGCGGAUUUUGGUUUGCAUUUGCAGCCACUAUGAUUCCGGCCUUCAAUGCAGCCGCUCCAUAUUCCGAGUCCACCACCGAUACAACAGCUGGGUUAGCCAGCGAAGGAUUCAUGAACUCCUAUGCGUUUUUAUUCAUAACUAUGGCCGUUCUGAUGUUAGUAUACAUGAUCUGUGCGAUACGCAUCAAUGUGGUAUACAUAUUCCUUUUCCUCUUCCUAUUCCUGGUCUUCGUGCUUCUCUCUGCGGCCUAUUGGCAACUAGGCCACGAGAAUGCAGUUGUUGGUAAUCGAUGUGUGAAAGGCGCCGGAGCUUCACUUUUUGUUGCUACUUUACUUGGCCUCUAUCUGUUAAUUGUUCAAUUAUUCGAAUCUUUGGACUUCCCAUUCGAUUUGCCAAUUGGUGACUUGUCGAAAGCUUGGACUCGCAAUAAAAAUAAGGGAGAGCGAGCCGAUAUUGAACAGCCAACGAGCGAUCGCUACAGUUGA
Messenger RNA from Penicillium paradoxum, 864 nucleotides. RefSeq lists its product as uncharacterized. Bases 1 to 864 code for a protein of 287 amino acids. Lineage: Eukaryota; Fungi; Ascomycota; Eurotiomycetes; Eurotiales; Aspergillaceae. The transcript is spliced from 8 exons. The record is from RefSeq and is a predicted model, not a curated record. Gene Ontology annotation, cellular component: plasma membrane. Gene Ontology annotation, molecular function: acetate transmembrane transporter activity.